AACAGUCAACGGUUGAGAAAAAGAGCAAAUCAGGUACGCAAUAAUACGGAGUGACACAAAUGCAAGGGGAAGGCGUUGGCGGUGAAGAUGGUCUCCGUGCCGGGCGUGACAACGACGAUGGUUCGGAAAUCGGCCUUGGUGCCAGUGGCAGGCGCUUAAUGAGCAAGAACGAGUACUACGAGCAAGUCGCUGCACUCGACCUAAAUUUCGCCUUGGAUAACCCUCUCUACGCAGACAAGGAGAUCCAUAUUGUGCACGCUGAAGACCAUUGGCAUUGGCUCAAAUUGGCACGGAGGGAAGAAACCGAGGAG
This is a messenger RNA of Nannochloropsis gaditana CCMP526, 311 nucleotides long. RefSeq lists its product as uncharacterized. The annotation marks the transcript as partial. The record is from RefSeq and is a predicted model, not a curated record. The transcript has 3 exons.